UGAUGGUUUACUGGAGGUGGGGAAGAAAAAAACUUAAAAGGAGUAUGGACACGGGCCAAGACCAAUAAAAAACCGGGACUUGGCCCGGCCCAAAGCUCCUCAAGCCCGAUACAAUGAAGAGAAAAAGAAAAAAUUAAUUCCCAAUCAAUCCACUCUCUCCUUCUCUUACCCCCAAAGCAAAGCCAGUGAUCGACGGAGAGAAGCAGCAGGGGAGAUUCCCGGGGUGCAGCAAUCGUCGGAGAAACGCCUACGGACUGGCCUAGUGAUAGAGGAUGUCGACGGUGUACGUGUUGGAACCGCCGACUAAAGGGAAGGUGGUCCUAAACACAACGCACGGGCCCCUGGACAUUGAGCUCUGGCCGAAGGAGGCGCCCAAGGCCGUCAGGAACUUCGUCCAGCUCUGCCUCGAGGGCUACUACGACGACACCAUCUUCCACCGCAUCAUCAAGGACUUCCUCGUCCAGGGCGGCGAUCCCACCGGCUCCGGCACAGGUGGUGAAAGCAUUUAUGGCAGUCCUUUCGCGGAUGAAUAUCAUUCGCGUCUAAGAUUCAAGCACCGAGGCUUAGUGGCGUGUGCUAAUGCUGGCAAACUGAAUUCAAAUUUGAGUCAGUUCUUUAUAACGUUGGAUCGGUGUGACUGGCUUGACCGCAAACAUACUAUUUUUGGGAAGGUAACUGGAGAUUCAAUCUUCAAUCUCAGUCGACUAGCUGAGCUUGAAACUGACGAUAACGAUCGGCCAUUGGAUCCGCCGCCAAAAAUAAUUUCUGUGGAGGUACUAUGGAAUCCUUUUGAAGAUAUUGUUCCUAGAGCACCCGCAAGACCUGCUGCUCAACCAGCAGCUGAGACAGAAAAGAAACAAACUAAGCAGAAAGGUGUAAAGAAGCUGAAUCUACUUUCUUUUGGAGAAGAAGCUGAAGAGGACAAGAAGGAAUUAGCGGCUCAGAGGAUCAAGAUCAGGAGUAGUCAUGAUGUUCUUGAUGAUCCUCGCCUCCUAAAGGAAGAAGCGCCAAUAAAAGAAUCAGAGCCAAGCGAAGCCAAAGCAACGAGGGAUGUCCAGUUAUCCGUCAGAGAAGCAUUGAGCUCAAAGAAAGAACAGUUGCAAAAAGAGUUUGGAGAUGAUUUUCCCCAUUCAUCUGCAAAGAAUGAUGCAGAUGAUGAUGAGGAUGAAGCCAGCUUUGAUGCUCGAAUGCUUCGGCAAAUACUUGAAAAAAGGAAGGAGCUGGGUGAUCUUCCACCAAAGCCAAAGCCAAAGCCAAAGCUUCCUAAUGGAAGUUCUAGUCGGAAGGAGCGUGAAUCAUCUGCUCCCAGGAGCGAUUUUGAUAGUGAUGGUGGCAAUAAGCCAAGGGUGGAGAAGCUUUCCUUGAAGAAAAAGGGAAUAGGAUCAGAAGCAAGAGCUGAAGUCAUGGCUAAUGCUGAUGCAGAUCUGCAGCUGUUGAGUGAAGCUGAGCGAGGGAGACAAUUGAAUAAGCAGAAGAAGCGGAGGCUCCGGGGACGUGAAGAUGAGGUAUUAGCCAAGCUUGAAAAUUUCAAGGCGUCUACUUUCGGCAAACCAGUAGCGGCAGGUGGAGCAGAUGAUGAGGAUUUAUCUGACUGGAGAGAAGUGCACUUGAAGUUUGCAGCUGAGCCUGGAAAGGAUCGAAUGUCUCGAAAAGAGGAUCCAAAUGAUUAUGUUGUGGUCGACCCACUCUUGGAGAAGGGGAAGGAAAAAUUCAACCGAAUGCAAGCCAAGGAGAAGCGGAGGCACCGGGAAUGGGCUGGAAAAUCCCUCACUUGAUCCCUUUUGCCCCAAAGUCUGGGUGAUUUGCUACGCAUUUUGGUUUCCUUCAGGUGUGUGCUUUCGGUUAUGUCAUGCAUUCGUGCAGAAGUCAGGGGGGUUGAAAUCUAUUUAGACUAAUGUGAGUAUAUUGGAUCCGACUCACCCCAUAUUUCUACAGAUCUAAUUCCAAUUGUUUGACCUCCAAGACUGAGUUUCAGCGUCAGCACCACUAUGAUGACUGGUAAAGUUUGAUUUUGUCCGCCGUCCUGAUCGAUCUCCUUCCUGUAUGGGUGAUGGAAAUUGAUCUACACCAUCUUCUUCAGUUAGGAAGAAAUGUAUAUAUGACGACAUUCUUUUAAAAAAAUUUUAAUGAACCUAUGUUUUUCUCUGAUCUAUAAA
Molecule: messenger RNA, 2156 nt
Organism: Punica granatum (pomegranate)
Lineage: Eukaryota; Viridiplantae; Streptophyta; Magnoliopsida; Myrtales; Lythraceae
Source: RefSeq, a predicted model, not a curated record